AUGAUAUUGCACUUGCGAAACCACCUCUCCGUUCAAUUAUUUUUAGGCGGGAAAUCUCUUUCUGAAAUCCACGGAGACUGUAUGCGUAGCUAUCGCCACUCGCCCGUCGGCGCGGGGCGCGGCGGCCGCAAGGCCCCUAGUGGCACCACCGCCUCCGCCGCCGUAGCGGCGGGCUCCCCGUCACCGCCGCAUCCCGCCUCCGCCCUCCCUGCUCCCCAUCGCUCAGCCUCCACCUCCCUUGCCCGCGCUCUCCGCCUCCUGCCGCCCGCCUCCGCUGUCUCCACCUCCAUCAAUACCUCGGUCGCCACAGCCAGCAACAGCAAUUCCUCCUCCAAGCACUCAAGUCAUCAAUCCAACCAUAACCACGCCUCCGCCACUAACCGUAAUGGCAACGGUAACGGUAAUCACCAUUCUGCAUCCAACGGCUCAAACGGCACCGCCAAAUCUGACGGUAGCGGCCCAAGCGCUAGCAACGACCUGUACGACAUCGUCGCUGCAGCCAGCGCGCCGACCGUACGGGUGCACCUGGUGGUACCUCGCUGCACCACCGUACCGGGCGAGUACCUGACGGUGGUGGGCGAUUGCGAGGCGCUGGGUUCCUGGGAUGUGGAACGUGGUGUACGACUGCACUGGUGCUCCGGCCACAUGCACACCGCCACCAUUACUCUUCCCGCGGACUGGCAAUCCCUAAAGGCCAAAUUGGUCAUGGUGCACGGCCAGGGCCAACACGCGCCGCUAACAUGGGAGCCGGGACAGGACAGGAACAUCGUACUGCAGCCGCCGCCGGCGCAGCAGCAGCAGUCGCCGUCUAGUAGCAGUAACGCUAACGGCAGCUCUGGUGGGUUGAAGGGCAGCGGCGGGAAGGCAGGUGGUAGUACGGCAGCAGCGGCGGCGGCAACGACUGGUUCAGUGCCGCCGCAUGAAUACGUGGUGAUUUGCCAUUGGGGGCAUACAGACGGGACGUCGGUGUUGGCUCGGGAAGUGCCUGGAGAGGUUUUGGUCCUGGAACAGCGACUAGCAGGAGCGCUUUCGGAGCUCCGUACGGCACGCAAUGCGGCAGCCACUAGCCAGGAGAAGCUGCAGCGAAUGGCGCAGGACCUGGCGAGCUCUGAGAGGGUUGCACGGCAGAGUGCUGAACAGCUAGCUGAGCUGCAGUCCAAGCACAGCGCAAUGGCCACCGAGCUGACGGAAACCAAGCGCCAGGCCAAGGCCGCCGCAGCGGAGGCCGCCACCGCCGCAGCCGCUGCCGCCAAGGCCAGCAGCGUCAACGUUGCGGAGGUCGAGGCGCGUGUCUCCAAGCGCUACGAGGCGCGCAUGGCCGAACUAAAACUGCAGCUUGAUGAUGUCAAAGGCGUUUACAGCGCUGAAGUGACAUCCCUGCAGCAGAAGCUGGAAGCCAGCCUGAGUAAGGAGGCUGAGGCCCAGGAGAUGGUCCAGACGUUGCGGGAGAUUGUGCAGAAGGAUGUGGCCAGGUUGAGAACAGAGCUGUCGCAGCUUGUGAAUGAGUACAUCGCGGCUAGGCAGCAGCUGCAGGAGCAAGCUCAACAGAUCGAAGCCAGUGAGAAGCUGAGGAUGCAACAGAUCGACGGUCUGUCCUCCGAGAUUAAGAACCUGAUCUCCAAGUACAACACCGCCCAACAGACCAUUACGGAACAGCAGCGACUGCUUGAUGAGCUGCAGGCUGGCCGCGGCGGCCCGCUGCCUCCCCACACCAGGGGUAUGGAUGCCGUACAGCACGUGGCUGUGCCGCCACCCCCCGACAACCAGGCGGGUAGGGGCUGGCGGGCAGAUUGGGCCCGUCUGAGCAAGCUGACGACGACGACGGCCAAUAGCGCUGCUACUGCUAGCAGUGGGGGUGGCAGUACUGGGGCCGCGGGCGUGGCGGCUGGCGCUGCUAACACCCGAUAA
Molecule: messenger RNA, 1908 nt
Organism: Volvox carteri f. nagariensis
Lineage: Eukaryota; Viridiplantae; Chlorophyta; Chlorophyceae; Chlamydomonadales; Volvocaceae
Exons: 8
Coding region: 1-1908 (635 amino acids)
Cellular component (GO): membrane
Molecular function (GO): starch binding
Source: RefSeq, a predicted model, not a curated record